Indicator indicator is the source of this 3007-nucleotide messenger RNA. RefSeq names its product U2AF homology motif kinase 1 (gene UHMK1). Lineage: Eukaryota; Metazoa; Chordata; Aves; Piciformes; Indicatoridae. Gene Ontology annotation, biological process: regulation of protein export from nucleus; peptidyl-serine phosphorylation; positive regulation of translational initiation. The coding region runs from base 1 to 1278 and encodes 425 amino acids. Gene Ontology annotation, cellular component: nucleus; neuronal ribonucleoprotein granule. The record is from RefSeq and is a predicted model, not a curated record. The transcript has 8 exons. Gene Ontology annotation, molecular function: RNA binding; protein serine/threonine kinase activity; ATP binding.
AUGUCGGGGUGCGUGUGGGGCGCGGCGCCGCUGCUGGAGGCGCUGGGCCGGCUGUGGGAGGUGCAGGCGCCGCUGGGCAGCGGCUCCUCGGCCUCCGUCUACCGGGUGCGCUGCUGCGGGGACCCGCGGGUUCCCCCCGGCGCCGUCAAGGAGUUCGUGCCGCCCCCGCCGCGGCCUGGCCCCGCUCGUCGCCCCGGCGCCCGCCCGCCCGCCGCCGACUGCGCUGAGUACGGCUUCCGCAAGGAGCGCGCUGCGCUCGAGCACCUCCGCGGCCACCGCAACAUCGUGACGCUGUAUGGCGUGUUCACCAACCACUACUCUGCCAACGGCCCCUCUCGCUGUCUCCUCCUGGAGCUGCUGGACAUCAGUGUGUCUGAGCUGCUGCUGCACUCCAGCAACCAGGGCUGCUCCAUGUGGAUGAUCCAGCACUGUGCCCGAGACGUUCUGGAAGCCCUGGCAUUCCUACACCACAAAGGCUACGUGCACGCAGACCUCAAGCCACGCAACAUCCUGUGGAGCGCGGAGGAAGAGUGCUUCAAGCUCAUUGACUUUGGACUUAGCUUCAAAGAGGGGAAUCAGGAUGUGAAAUACAUUCAAACAGACGGGUAUCGGGCUCCAGAGGCUGAGCUGCAGAACUGCCUGGCACAGGCAGGGCUCCAGAGCGAGACGGAGUGUACCUCUGCUGUGGAUCUGUGGAGUCUGGGAAUUGUUUUACUGGAAAUGUUCUCAGGAAUGAAACUGAAACAUACAGUCCAAUCUCAGGAAUGGAAGACAAACAGUUCUGCCAUCAUCGAUCGCAUAUUUGCCAGUGAAGGGGUGGUCAAUUCAGCCAUCCCAGCUUAUCACCUCAGAGACCUUAUCAAAAGCAUGCUUCAUUGUGACCAAGGAAAGCGAGCCUCGGCUGAGAAGGCUUUAUGCAGCCCCUUCUUCAGCAUUCCCUUUGCUCCUCAUAUUGAAGAUUUGGUGAUGCUCCCCACGCCCGUGCUGAGGCUGCUAAAUGUUCUGAGUGAUGCUUCUCUGCAGUGUGAAGAAGAAUAUGAAGAUAUCCUGGAAGACAUAAGGGAGGAGUGUCAGAAGUACGGACCAGUGGUUUCCUUGCUUAUUCCAAAGGAGAAUCCUGGUAAAGGCCAAGUCUUUGUUGAAUAUGCAAAUGCUGGUGAUUCCAAAGCUGCCCAGAAAAUGCUGACUGGAAAGAUUUUUGAUGGCAAGUUCGUUGUGGCUACGUUUUAUCCCCUGAGUGCCUAUAAGAGAGGCUAUCUGUACCAAAACCUGCUGUAGGCAGUAGCAACAAUCAGGAAAGCUCUCUUGCUCCUCUUCCUCACAUGUUUUUACAGUUGAAUGUAUGAAAGAGCUUCCUAGCCCUGCUUUUGAGUCAUCUAUGAAGGAGAGAUGCAAAGGACUUGAUUGGGCUUUGAAACCUUUCCUGCUGCUUUGUGGUGUUCAGAGGAGGCCGGGGUGGCUUUCAGCCUGUGCUCCUAUGUGUGUUGUGCUUGCUCGUUUCCAUUGAGGGGGUGGCUUUGCCCUGCUGGGGGCUUGGGUGGCAGGAGUGGUGGCUCUGGGAGGCUGAGCAGAUCUUGGCAGGUGCUUUGAAGUGCUUUGAAGUGAGAACAUUCAAGUGCUGCUAAGGCAAAGACUUUAACUUUGCUCUAGGGAGAGGAUUUCUUUGUUAAGCUUUCUUCUACCUGCGUGUGGGGAGGAGGAGGAGGAAGGCUUCCCUGCUUUGUGUUGGUAUCUGUAGUGAGUAAGGAGGCAGAAGCACCAGCUUCUCUCAACCAAAGCAGGAGGACUGUUGAGCCAUCACAUCAUGUAGAUGUGCUGAAGGAGGCAGUGAAACCAGAUCUGCUGAGCCUACAGGGCUUACCCUGUCACCACCUUGUGGCCUGAGAAGAGCCAUCCAGCUGACCUGGCACAGAUGGCAUGUUGGGCACUGAGGUGUGGCCAAUGGGGCCUGCAGAGAGCUGAAUUUUUUUGUAUCCCUGAGAUGGGCAGGGCCUGAUGGUGGAUGGAUAGAUGUCAUCACUGCAGUGCCAGCCUCAGUCUGGACACAAGGUGUAAGCACUUUGUAGCACGAGGUGGUGUGAAAACUUGUGUAGAGCCCUCUCUGUAGCAUGUGCUCUGUGCUGGCACUGAUGCUCCCUAGCCCUGAUACCAGAUCAUCUGUAAUACCUAAGUGUCUUUAGGUGAUAGUCUUGGAAAGGAGUGCCACAGCAGGCAGGGCUCUUUGUGUCUCAGCAGGACUCCUGCCCUGUGAGUCUCGUAAGAAAGAGCAAACAUUCGUCUGUCAUGGUCCCAUGCUUGGCUUUUCUGUGUUGUGUGCUUUUGGGUUUGGCAUUAACUCACCAGGCUUGUAGAUGAGAAGCACUGAUGCUUUUUGGUCCUUCACAGGUUACACAAAGGGCCUGAGGCAGUCUCAGAUCCUGUAUGGAAAGGGCUCUGUCAGUCAUCAGGUGCGACCUGUGCUGGAUUCUAUGGUCCUGCUCUGGCAGGGGGGUUGGACUGGAUGAUCUCCUGAGGUCCCUUCCAACCCCUAACAUCCUGUGAGCCUGUGAUCAGACUUGAUUGACCAGGAGGAGGUCUUUCCCAGUGUCAGGGACAGCAGCCAGAUGUUUCUGGUGAGAAAAACCUGGGUGAGCAGCAUCACUGCUUUCCCCCAGAGCAUGCUGUGUGGCUUCAGAGCACAGGCAGAAGCUCCUUUGUGCAGCUGCCACCGUGAGGUGGGUGCUGGCUGUUUCCCAAGGGGGUGCAAACCUGUACACCCAGUGGAGCCUCUCCCUGCAGAGGUGAGCACUUUGCUCCUCACAAGUACAGUGUGGAACAGCCCUGUUUAAAGGGGGUCCAGCAUAUUUUGGCUUAUGCCCUGGUGCCAGUUGUAGUGAGGAGGAGAGCCCUUGUGAAUUCUUUUCUCCAACUGAAAUACCUGCAGGCAACUGCCCAAACCAUCUCUGACCUUCCCUGGAGUAAGACCUGAAUUACCUUGCAGUUUAGUUUUUUGUUUGUUUGUUUGUUU